Messenger RNA from Kwoniella mangroviensis CBS 8507, 2805 nucleotides. RefSeq lists its product as uncharacterized. The transcript is spliced from 6 exons. Gene Ontology annotation, molecular function: ubiquitin binding. The coding region runs from base 1 to 2805 and encodes 934 amino acids. Gene Ontology annotation, cellular component: cytoplasm; nucleus. The record is from RefSeq and is a predicted model, not a curated record. Lineage: Eukaryota; Fungi; Basidiomycota; Tremellomycetes; Tremellales; Cryptococcaceae.
AUGGCAUCAGUCGAUCAACUGGCUGGCAAGUACUCGUCACAGCUUGCUCAGCUUCAAGCAAUCUUCCCAACAUGGGAUGAAAGUGAUUUAGCAUUCACUCUGCAAGAUACGAAAGGAAAUGUCGAAGAAGCCGCUUUGAGCAUCACAGAAGGCCGUGCAUCACAAUUCACUUCAGCUUCAAAAAAGAAGCCAGCCAAGUCAAAGGAAACUCACCAAAAAGGUCAUUCAAACAGGAACGCCGAUACAGGUGGUUGGGAGAACGUGAACGGUGAAGGAUUCGCUUCAAGGGGUGAUAGACCAACUAGGGGUGGACGUGGUGGUGCCAGAGGUGGUAGAGGUGGACGUGGAGGAGAUCCAUUCAGAGGUGGACGUGGUGGACGAGGUGGAUUCAGAGGUGGAAGAGGUGCACUAAGCAAUGUAAACGGACAUUCAAAGGCCACCACAUCCGAUGAAUUCCCUACCACAACUGCUACGACCACAGAAGGAUGGGCCAACCAAGUUCAACAAGCUACUUCGGCCGAGGAUCAAGAAGGUGAAAAUGCCGCCAUCGCUGACACAAGCAAAGGUGAGGAUUUCUCAGCAUCUGGUGGAUGGGGUGAUGCCCCCGCACCAAAGGAAUUAGAAAAGGCUGCUAAAGCUGGUGGUACCGGCUGGCAAAAAGAUAUCGAGAAGCCAGUACAGGUCGCUGGUUCCUCCGUUCCUCCUGCUGCUAAGCCUAAGUUGACUUGGGCUCAGAUCGCCAAACCCGUCGAGAAACCAAAACCUGCUCCUCCACCUCCUGCACCAGUCGUACCAGAACCCAUCCCAGAACCAGAAGCGGACCCCACCAUAACUUCCGAUGAGCCUGUUGCUCAGGAUGAAGGACAUGUCGCACCCGAAGCUUUAGAAGAAACACCUGCUGAAGAAGUCGAGGCUUUGGGAGACGCGCCUGCACCUGAAGAAGUAGAAGAAGCUGCCGCUGCUAUAGAGGAAGCACCCGCUGCCGAAGAACCAUUUACCGCUAAACCUGCGGAGGAUCUCCUGCCUGAAGAGACUGUUCCCGCCCAACCCGAAGCUUCCACCGACGCUUGGGAAUCUGACCCCGCUAUCGCUGGUUCCGGCGCUCAGCCUGAAUGGGCGAAGACCGACACUCAACCGGCUGUCGCUCCCGAACCAGUUACCACCUACCAAGGUCCACCAGGAUUCAACAGCGUUGUAUCCAAGGCUGCCCCAGGAGUUCAAGCUGCUCAACAGCCAAGAUCCAGCUCGCGAGCUGCUCAAAGAUACAAGGAUGCCGAGGGUCAAGGUGUCGUACUCCCUCCUACUGCUGGUUCCGGUCUCGCUGGUAUGGAAAUGCAAUUCGGUUCCCUCAGUUUCGGUGGUAUAAAUGGUGACGGUGUGGAUUCACCUGUUCCUGCUGCUGAGCCAGCUAAGCAAGAGACUCCCGCUCAAGUUGCCCCCGCUCCUGCGCCAAUUGCCGCAUCUCCUGUCCGAUCUACUCAACCCUCAGCCCCAGCUCAACAGCAAGCGGCUCCUGCUCCCCCUGCCCCUUCUGCCCCAUUCUACUCUCAACCAUCCUCUCAAUCCGCUCAAACCCAAACUCAACCCCAAGCUCAACAGCCAUCUUACACCUCUCCCCACCAGACUCUUCAACAACAAAUGCAAACUUACCAAUAUCUUCAGCAACAACAAGCUCCUGCCCAUUCGCAAUCCCAAGAUCAAGGUCUUCACCCUUCUCACCAAGCCAACCAAUAUUACAGACAACAGGAUUUCUACAAUCCAAUCGGCUCUCAAGCUCAACAACAGACCAACGAACCUCAAGGUCAACAAGGUCAGGCUCAGCAAUCCGCCCAACAAGCCCAGCAGCCCACCUCAAGUCCUUACGAUACACCGUUCGGUACUUUUGGUCAACAAUCCCAUUUGUUCGGUCAACCAGCUCAACAGCAGACCCAACACACCCAGGCCAACGACCCAUACGGUGCUUCUCACAGAGCUUACGAUUCGUACUCUGCCAGUGGCUACCCCCGACCCCCCGUUGACGAGCCUAAACCUGCUGCUCCUGCUCCCUCUCAUACUCCUUCUGCUCCCAGUCAACCUCCUCAUCAACAAAGCGGAUACUACUCUCAAAUGGGUAACAUGGGUUACUACCAACAAGGUCCUUACAACCCAUACUACCAAUAUGGUCAAGCUCCUCAAGCUGGUUUCCAACAAUACUAUCCAUUGGCUCAACGAAACUUGUACGGUCAACCUGCACCUCAAGCUCCCCCUGCUCCUAUUCAGGGUAACAAGCCUCAACCUCCCUCGAGCCACUCGCCAUACGGUGGACCACCAUCUUACCCUUCCUCGGCAGCCUACGAUGAUCAAUCAUUUGGAGGUGGUUUAGGUAGAUAUGGAGAUAGCAAGGUACACCAACAGAACACUCCUGGCUCUCAAGGACAAACUCAGGGACAAGGCCAAAACACCUUAGCGCCUGGAUCAUAUAACUCUCAACAAAGUGGUUUACACAAUUUCCUCGGAUCUUCCACUUCUACCGCUUCCACCACUGGUGCCGGAGCUGGUGCUGGUGCUGGAUCGGCUGGAUCAGCUAGACCUCAAGCUGCUACACCCGAUGAUGGAUUCAAAUCUCAAUCUCAACAAGGUGCUGGAGUCAGAAAUCCCAUCCAACAGACCAAUACCAACCCUCAAGCGGCUGCUCAACAAGGGUUCAACUCUUAUCCAUAUGGUAACAACGCCGGAGCUGGAGGAUAUGGCGCUCAAGAUUGGAGCCAUUAUGGUGCUGCGGGACAUUACGGUUCGAGAAAUGGUUAUCAACAUUGGCAACAAUAG